GGCGGUUGCGCACGCGGGCACCCACCUGAUGGUCUUCUCGCUUCGAAAUGCUCUCCAGCAGCUGCGCCUUGUCAAAAGCGCUCUGGGGGGCAGUGCUCCGGCGAGCAGGAGGCCCACGGCCGUGCUCAGGCGCCCGUGUCGGUGAAACCGUAGCGGUCUGCGCGGCAGCAGGGCCUCGCGCCGGCCCGCAGCAGCAGCCGGGCUACGGCCUCCCCCCCGCCGCCGUCGCCGCGGUGCGCGUAGAACAGCGGUUCGAGCCCCUCCGCGAGCCCGCCGCCGCCGCCGCGCGCGCGGCGCUCGUGCGGCGGGUCUGGGGCGGACCACCGGGGUCUGCUGCGUCGAGCGCCGCGUGGAGGGCCGUGGCGCCGGCGCCCGCCCUGUGGGCGUGACUGUCGCGCCAAGACUCGACCUCGCCCCGCCACCGCGGCGCCGCCUGGCAGCACCGCAGGAGUUCCGGCACGCGCAGGUACGGCAGCGACAGCGGAAGCGCCAGCGCUGCCAGCCCAGCCUCCUCGGGCUUCCUGCUAUUCGCCUCCCCUCGUGGCGCGAGCCUCGGGCUCGGCCAUCGGCGGCGAGACCUCCCCCACGGCCUCUGCACCACGCCGCCGCGCCGGCCACCCCUCGGCACUCGUCGAACAAGGGCAAGCGGAAUCAUCGGCGGUGGGCAAACCUCGCUUCAGUAAACCUCCCUUUGGUGAAGACGGCCUGGGGCCGAAACCGACGGACCUGGACCCGCAAAAAUGACGGCCGCGACGCCCUCUCGCGAACCGAAAACGGCCAAUUCGCUAAUCGACGUGUCGGGGUGGGAGUUCUGUCCCCCCCCUGAACGAGGGCAAGCGGCAUAAGCACAAAACCAUUGUGCAGGGCCCCCCCGGCGGCGCCUCCGGCGCCUGGAGCGCUCUGCGCGCCAAGGGCCCCGAGAUCCUCUUCGUCGUGUUUUUUUCCAUACGGGGU
Messenger RNA from Prorocentrum cordatum, 954 nucleotides. Lineage: Eukaryota; Dinophyceae; Prorocentrales; Prorocentraceae. The record is from the annotation of a GenBank genome assembly.